Messenger RNA from Cannabis sativa, 2992 nucleotides. RefSeq names its product pentatricopeptide repeat-containing protein At4g31850, chloroplastic. The transcript has 2 exons. Bases 703 to 2757 code for a protein of 684 amino acids. Gene Ontology annotation, molecular function: protein binding. The record is from RefSeq and is a predicted model, not a curated record. NCBI's taxonomy places the organism in Eukaryota, Viridiplantae, Streptophyta, Magnoliopsida, Rosales, Cannabaceae.
AGUGUCAUAGAUCACAUCGAUAUAUCGAACUUGAACUAGUAUAUAUUUUGGUGUUGAUUUCUUUAUUUUCUACAAGUUACUGUUUUCUAGUUUUGUUUACUCUGUUUUUCCCAAUUUUUCCUCGAUCUAUGUUUAAUGUUUAUAAAUCUUGUCAUUGUUAAUUCUUUAAUUGUUUUGAUUCUGCAUCAUCAGUCUUAAUUUUCCUACAUUUGUAAAAGAAUAUCUCCCUUAUUUUGGAAUUGUAAUUUCCCUCAUAUUAUUAGAUUUUAUAAUUUUAUUGUCCAUUAAUACGACUAAGUAGACCCUUGCUCACAAUGUAUAUGUUAUGUUGGAGUUAUACAUCCCCAAAAAUAUUAUUUGUAAUUACUGCGAAUCAUAAUCUUCAUUUCCAUCUAGAACGCUUAUUUUUUUUUAAAAAAAAAAAAAGAAAAAAAAGAAAAGGUAAACACUUAUCGGAGUGAAGAGUGACACCCUACUGCUUCUUCUCACUCUCUCUCGCUUGCAGUUGCAGUUGCAGUCGCCAUAACCAAAUGUUCCUGCCUCCACCUAUUCAGACCACCAACCUUUGUGGUUCGCCUCUUCCUCUUCUCUAAAUCUCAUCACUCGACUCCAUUCUCCGUCCACGGCAUCCCAUCUCUCUCUCUCUCUCUCUCUCUUGAAUUCACUGCCAUCAGCCAGCUGCUAUAAGGUUUCUCUUCGAGCAUGUAUUGUAGUAGUUUCAGUCAUACUUGUGCUUUAAUUGAGACUGUAGCGACUGCUUCGAGUCAUAGAGAGUCAUUUAAAGGAAGAAACUUUGCAAAUUUAAAGGUUUGCACAUAUGGGGACUUGGAAAACAGAUUGACAUUGAAGAGGAAACAAAUGGUUUUAUGUGGAUUUGUUAUGAAAAUCUCCAAAGAAGGGGAGGAACUGGCCAAGGAGAAGAAUAUAGUUGUGAAUUCUUCAGAAGAGGUUAUAAGGGUUCUUAAGUCUACAAUGGACCCUGAUUCUGCUUUUUCAUAUUUUAUGGCUGUUGCUGGUUUACCAUAUGUUGUUCACACCACUGAAACUUGUAAUUACAUGCUUCAAGUCUUGGUGACUCAUAAGAGGGUGGAGGAUAUGGCUACUGUUUUUGAUUUCAUGCAAAAGAAAAAGGUUAACCGAAGUUUGAACACUUAUCUAGCUAUUUUUAAAGGUCUUUAUAUAAGGGGUGGAAUUCGGCAAGCACCAACUGCACUUGAGAAGAUGAGAAAGGCUGGAUUCAUUCUGAAUGAGUAUUCAUAUAAUAAGUUGAUCUAUUUUCUUGUUCAGUCACAGUUUUGUAGGGAGGCUUUGGAUGUUUACAACAAAAUGGUCAUGAAAGGGAUGAAGCCCGCCUUGAGGACUUAUGCAGCACUUAUGACAGCAUUUGGAAAGCAACGGGAUACUCAGACUGUAAUGUGUUUGUUCGAAGAGAUUGGACAUUUGGGAUUGAGGCCUGAUAAUUAUAUAUUUACCAUAUGCAUAACAGUUCUUGGAAGGGCUGGGAAAAUUGAUGAAGCUUAUGAUAUAUUGAAGAGAAUGGACAAAGAAGGAUGCGAGCCAGAUGUUAUCACUUGUACCGUUCUCAUUGAUGCUCUCUGUAAUGCAGGUAAACUUGAUGAUGCAAAGUUGUUGCUUCUAAAGAUGAAAGCUAGCAAUAGUCACAAACCUAACCGUGUAACUUACAUUACCUUUUUGGACAAAUUAAGUGAUUGUGGAGACUUGGAAACUUUGAAAGAAAUUUGGGAUGAAAUGAAAGCUGAUGGUUAUGCUCUUGAUGUAGUUAUGUUCAACAUUCUUAUUGGCGCUUUAUGCAAAGCUGGCAAUGUUGAUGAAGCAUUUGAUACUCUAGUUGUCAUGAAGGAGAAAGGGAUCUCGCCUGAUCAUCAUACUUACAACACCUUGAUUGGGGGACUAUUAAGAGCAAGUAGAUUGGAUGAGGCUUUAAAAGUUUUCUGUAAUAUGGAGUCCCAAGGUCUCAUGCCUAACACAAUGACAUAUAAUAUAGUCAUUUCUGGUUUAGUGAAAUCAAAUGGAUUGGAUAAGGCUAUAGAUUUAUACUACGAUCAUGUAGGUCGUGAUUUUUUCCCAUGUCCACGCACAUACGGCCCACUCAUGGAUGGACUUUUUAGGUUAGGUAGACACGACGAAGCAAUGUUUUUCUUCGAGGAGAUGGCAGAAUAUGGAUGCAAACCUAACUCUGUGAUUUUUAAUAUUCUUAUGAAUGGGUUUGGGAAAACAGGAGAUGUGGAAAUUGUAUGUCAGUUGUUUGAAAGAAUGGUUAAAGAAGGAAUAAAACCAGACUUGAAGUCUUACACAGCCCUACUGGAAUUUUUAUGUUGUUCGGGAAAAACUGAUGAUGCUCUAUAUUACUUUGAGGAACUAAAGCAAACAGACCUUAGUCCUGAUUCAUUCUGUUAUAACCAUUUGAUUAACGCGCUUGGAAGAUCACAGAGGCUAAAAGAAGCUCUAUCUUUGUACACAGAAAUGCAGAGUAGAGGAAUUGUUCCUGAUAUUAGCACAUACAACAUUCUAAUACACUGUCUUGGGAUGGAGGGAUUGGUGGAACAAGCAGCGAGUUUAUACAAAGAAGUACAACGUAAAGGUCUUGAACCUGAUGUUUUCACCUACAAUGCUCUCAUUGAAGCCUACACCUUGGCAGGAAAUGCUGACCAUGCUUAUGCAAUUUAUGAGAAAAUGAUAGUUGAUGGCUGCGAGCCGAAUGAAAAAACGUUUGCAUACCUUCCUACUAAUUGCUAAGUAUAUUUCAGGGUUCAACACAACCACCAUAAGAGUAAAAUGUCUGCCUAAGAUCUUCAUUUACCAGGUUUACUUUAUGUACUGUAUAAUAAUACUGACUUUUAUUACAUGGUUAAUAGAUAAAUCAGAGCUUAUUUGUUCCAAAAUUUUAGGGUGGAUGAUCACACAAGACAGGCUGAGGCUUUUGCUAUGUUAUUUAAACACAUCAUUUCAACUUGUCCCAGAGUAUAUUCAG